CUCUAAUACUGUUAUUUUAUACUUUCUGACGAGUAAAUUCUAUUCCGUUCUCUUUGUAUCAUGGGAUAAAUACCGCGUUACGUUCUUAUCAGCCUUUUCUUGAGUCAGAGAACCAGAAUUUAACUGCUACCGAAAGGAUUCACAGAAACUUGCAUUAGCAAAGUCGAAGAAUGUCGUGGGUUCUCGAACUUGCUCAAGCUGGAAGGAAUUUGACCGGUUUGCCGGGAGCUUGGAGGUGCACUGGUCGAAACAACGAAGAGAUGGUAGAUAAGCUAGUACAUAUGGGUGUUAUAAGCAGCAAAGAAGUAGAGGAGGCGUUCCGAACGGUUCCUAGAGGGGCCUUCGUCCCCCCAGACUUACAGCUGGAAGCUUACAUUGAUUCACCUCUGGUCGGAGACCCACACGUACAUAUGUCUGCACCACAUAUGUACGCUACUGUCCUAGAAGCCCUUGAUUUGUCUCCAGGCUUGUCAUUCCUCAAUAUUGGUAGUGGUACUGGUUAUUUCUCCUGCCUAGCAGGCUAUAUUCUGCAAGCCCAUGGUGUCAGUCAUGGAAUUGAACUUCACGAGGAUCUUGUACAAUUUGCAAAGGAUAGAGUGGAGGAAUACUUUCGCUUCUGUCCUUCUGUAGCGUAUGACAUUUGUCCUCCCAAGUUUAUAGCUGGAAACUGUUUUCGGUUGGAUCCAGUCGGAUGUAGUUAUGACAGGGUCUAUUGUGGGGCAGCUUGUCCACCCAAUAAAGUUUCAUUCAUUUUGGGAUUGAUCAAAAUUGGUGGCUUUGUAAUACUUCCUUGUAGAGAUCGGUUGCUGAAGAUUGAAAGGAUUUCGGACACUGGAGUAAAACAGACUUGUAUCAGUGAGGUAUCAUUUGCCCCUCUGGUGAUGAUGCCUGACAGCGAGUCUGAUGCUCCUAAGCUUAACUUUCCAAAGGAAAAUCCAAGAAGUAAACCAAAGACUCGGAAGGUUUACCCACCAGCUGAUGUUCUUGUCAGUCGUGGACAGGCCAGAACAACUUUAGCCAGGCUGAGGGCUCUUCAAGAAGCAAGUGAAUGCCUACACUCUUCCCAACCUCUUCCUGUACCAUUCUGUUAUGUUCCAUGUCAACAACAGAUCCAGCAGUACUUCAAUAAGAAAUCAAAACUAAAAAAGCAGCCAAGUUCUGUUGUCACAUCACCUGUUGAUAGAAAGAUUUGUUUCUUUGGCUCCCAAGAAGACACAAGAGUUUCUAGCGUGGAUCAGACUGGUUCUGAGAGUGUCUGGGGCCAUCUGCAGGAGGAUAAAAUAUGGCAGACUGUAUUAGAAUAUUACUAUAGUGUGUGUAAUGUAUCCAGUGACAAGAGAUCGCAAACACUGAAUGUUUAUAUCAAGAAACGAGUGAAACAAAAAAGUGAAAAGCAGGAAGGCAAGAAGAGCUUGUCUUAUGCUGAGAUUGUUCAUAAGCUUGGGAUUCCUACUGUGAACCCAACGCAUACAAAAGUCUUGAAGGAAGAAUCUCCAAACACUGAGAAGAACAGAACUGAAUUGUGCAAAGUGCCAUGUACAAUAACUUCCUCUUCUGCUCCAAAUGGCAGUAGGUUUUUACAAGGCAGUGGUUCAAUGGAGAAUUCUUCAUGUGACUUGUCUUCAAAUUUGUCUCUGAAUACUCUACUUAUGAAUGAGACAAAAGAAGGAAGUGAAAUUGAUUCAUGUCAAACAAGUUGCUGCGAUAAACAAGAACAGCCAAGAAUUCCAGACAAUUGUCAAGCAGAGGAAAACUCAUCUUGUAAAUCUUGCUCAGAGCAAGAUGUCACCGGUCAACCAAUCUUAUCAAAUGAGUGUAGAACUCCUCGUUCAAAACCUGAAGGGAAGAUCCCACGGCAUUCAAAGGUUCUUAUAGAAAUGGAGAAAGCUCACAUGGCCAGAUUAUCUGCUUUGCCAUCAAGCAGCUGGAACUUCACUCAUGACCUUGUUCUUGUGCACUUUUUGUGUGAAGUUCAUGAAAAAAUGAAUCAAGGAAAAUGCAAAGGUUGGUUCAAAACAGAUGGUGUUAUUUCAGAACUGUUUUCCAAGUCAAGUGUCAUGAACCAUCCGCAGCUCUCUUGUUUCUCACCUGAGAGUUUAGCUUACCGGGCCAUUGCUCUGUGUAGAGUUGCUCAAAUUCUAGACUCAGUAUUGUAUCUUGUUAGUGGCCCAUCUGUUUUAAGAGACCAAAGUUUUUCUUCAAACAAAUUCAAGCUCGAAUCUUUCGUGGAUUCCUCCUUCAUGUCAUCAUGGCUGUUUUUGGAGACAGGUGGAAUUCAAAGCCCGGUGUUAGAGGGGAAAGAUGUUUUUUCAGAGGGUGGUAUGAAGGAAAAGGCUUGUGAUGGACUGAAUGAAAAGAAGAAGAAAAAACAAGAGGUGAAUCUUAAAAAAAUUAGUGCCUCACUGGCUUCCCUUGAAAAGUACAAGGAACAACUCAAGGCAGUGAAGAAAAAGAUCCAUUUUAUAGAAGAACAAAAGCAACUAGUUCACAGCAUCAGAGAGCAGGAGCUAUCUCCGGAAACAUCUGUUGACUUGGAUGGUGUCGAUGUGAAGCUACAGCGAAAUGAACUGUUACUGAAACAGCAGAAACAAGAACAUUACAGAGGAAAGUUGCUGGCUUUGUUAAGGAAACUGAAGGAGGAGGAAAAACAGUUGGCUAAGAAGAUAGAGUGUGCUUCAGAAGUUUCAAAGGAGGAACUGAUUGAUGUUCAACAGAAAAGUUCCUCCUCUUCGCUGCAGCCAGAUGCCAAGCACCACCAGCUACCUGUGGAACCAUGUCAGAAAUGGAGUGUUCGCCUGACGAACCAGGAAACUGACAGCAGUAAUUCAGUCCGCUAUGACUUGCCAUCCUUGUUACCAAAACUGCGGUUCUUGUUGCCUCUUUGUAAUCAGCGAUGGCGUCUGGUUCAAGAGCUGUUGCACACGACAGAACUUUCCGCGCCUGAUUACAUGCCCGUGAUAUUGGUGGAUAGGAGAGUGCCGCUGAACGAGCGUCAUGCUGACUUAAGAAGCAGUGUUUUCCAGCAGGUGUACCAAGAGCUGAGAGGCGAGAAGCUUCAUUUUCGAUGGAACAAGUGGAAGUAUGACCAGUGGUGGGAAGUGAAAUUCCUCGGUGAAGGAAUCAUUGAUCAGGGUGGUGGCUUCCGCGACUCUUUGGCUGAGUUAUCCGACGAGUUGUGUCCACCUGAAGAACACAUACCGGACGUGCUGCCGUAUUUGAUCAGAACUCCUAAUAGCAAGGAGAAGAGGGGAGAUUUAUUAGACUGUUUCAUACCCAAUCCAUCUUGUGACUCACUGCACAUGUUCCACUGGCUGGGGGUCCUCAUGGGAGGUACGUUCCGCAGUGAUGAAAGCCUCACUGUGGCGUUCCCGCCUUUUGUAUGGAAACUGAUCGUCGGCGAGCACGUCACGUGGGCCAAAGACUACGUGGCUAUUGAUGAAGCCGCUGUUCAAAUCACUGAUGAACUGGAAGUCCAGGACGAGGCCUCCUAUCUAAGUACGUGGGGCAGCGAAUGUACCUUCUCCACUGUACUGAGUGACGGCCGACGUGUAGAAUUACUCCCAGGAGGAGAGGAGAGAGUAGUAAAACCUGAAGAGAGAGAACAGUAUGCAGCUUUGGUGAGAAGAGCCCGGAUGACUGAAUUUACAAAACAGGUUCAAGCCAUCAGAGAAGGUUUAAUGUCAAUCAUUCCUGAGUCUGUUCUUUCGCUUCUUACUUGGAGUAACUUGGAGAAAGGAGUUUGUGGAGACCGAGAAAUUUCCGUUGAACAGCUAAAAACAGCUUGUAAAUACGGUGAUGACUUGACCGAGUCCUCUGAGUCUGUGAAACAUCUGCGUGCAGUUCUAACCCAGUUCACCUCUGAGGAGCGAAGUCGAUUCCUUCGUUUUGUGACUGGACGCAAGAGGCCUCCUGCUCCUUUUACUGUGGCUAAAGCUGGUGGAGACAAGGACAGCCUCCCCCAUGCCUCCACCUGUGCCAGCACACUGUUCCUUCCAGAGUACUCCUCUUCUGCUAUCGCAAAGGAAAAGCUGAGCUAUGCCAUCUCAAAUUGUGUGGCCAUCGACACUGAUACAAGCCCCUGGUGAACCCUUGAACUGCAAAUGUGAACUGAGGGGGAAAUCAGAAAUGUCAGGCUGUCUGCCCGAAUGUGAGAGCCACGUUUUAGAAGUGUAAGAAGGUCCGACUGACUGUGUAGCUGUUAAUAUUUGAAUAACGCUCGUUAGAAGAGCACAUGGUGUCAUUUAAUCAGUUCAUCUGAAGUGUAAUGACUAGUUACAUUUCUCGACAAACAGUGUUUCAGGCAAGAGAUAGAUUUCGUCCCUCACAUAGUAGUUACGCACUUUAUGGGAAAUGGGAGACAAUAUCUGGUUAGCACUGCCCUUAAAGGAUAGGCCCCAUUUCUGAUGUGCCCGCUGAUCACUCCUCUGGUCAUGCGCAGUGAGGCUGCGCAAAUUGCGCCAACAAGGCUGCGCAGUGAUCUUUAAAGGGAAGUAUGUUCCAGAAACCAGGAAUUUUAUCUCCAUCUUUGAAAAGACGAAUGAAAAAAUUUGCAACUUAUUGCAUUUUAGAUUUUAAAGAGUAACCUGAAAUUUUCUUGAUUUCACACGCGGUUUUCAAUGGUAGGAAAAAAUCGUGUUUUCUGGAGUGUACUAGUCUAUUUAGAGGUAAACAGUAUCUUUUAACAUGGUUUUCCAAGCUAUGGUAUUUAAAUAAUCAACUCUCAAGGAACAAAGAAAAAUGCCUCUCUUAAUAAUGGAUUGAGUAAAGUCAGUUCCUCAAACUUUGGUUAAUUUUAUGCUAUCUAAAGAGAUUAGUCUCAUUUAUUGUGAUGCAUUGCCACAAUAUUACUCAAGAAUGACAAUUAUUUGAUUGAUAUGCAUAAUGACAGGAGAAAUGGCUCCUGAUAAUGAAUAACAUUAUUUUAUGGGACUAAAGUGAAACACUUUGUGCGGAAAAGAAAUAUCCCGACUUACUUACAAUUUUAAUGCUAGAAAUGAUAAAUGAUAAAUGAUUAAUUCGAGAACUUUCUCGAAUUUAGUAUUUUAUUGGAUCUUAAAGCAGUUGCUACGCGACAACGAUCCAGGCUAGAAAUUCUUUUCAGUUUGCGUUUCCAUGUAACACCAGAGGCUCUUACUAGACAGGUAGUUCUUGAUCUUAACCCUACUUAAAAGGGAACUUGACCAGAAAUACUUUCGAGAAGGACGUUUUGAUUCCCAAAGGUUACCCCACAAGUGUUUCGAGAAAUUCAUCAAUGAUUUGUGAAAUACUGAUAGCAUUAAUGUUUAGUUAGUGGUGUGUCUGUGGUAUUUGCGGGUGGAAAUUGUAACAUGCACUGAAAAUAAAUUAUAAACUAUUUAUGCCAUCAACAGCCCAGAAAAUCAGCGGUCAGUACUGCAAGCUCUCACUCAAAACUAGCUGCGUAAAAUUUAAGUCAAAUAACCCAUUUCCGAAUUACCUUAAAACCUCCUUUUAAAAGCGAGUCCUGUUGCUUGUUCUUUCAUAUGAUUAUAAGUUUUCAUUCACAUGCAAAUUAAACCUAUUUACGCAAGAAUGGCUGAGCACUGGGCCUCGUUUCAGAAAAGAAGCCAAGGGUAAUUCGGAAAAAGCCGAUUGUUAGUGUUUAAAAGUAAGAAAUAUAAAGUAUUUUUACUAAUGCGAGGAAAUACAAUGUUAUAUUACUUAACUAUAUAUUUGGUACGCUUGCAAUAGUACUCAGUUAUUUAGGAAGCCAAAUAAAUACUUGACAUAUCA
Messenger RNA from Stylophora pistillata, 5751 nucleotides. RefSeq lists its product as uncharacterized. The record is from RefSeq and is a predicted model, not a curated record. NCBI's taxonomy places the organism in Eukaryota, Metazoa, Cnidaria, Anthozoa, Scleractinia, Pocilloporidae. Gene Ontology annotation, molecular function: ubiquitin-protein transferase activity.